AUGCGACUCAAACAAGAAUUGGGCCAUUUCUUCCUGUUUCUGGUGAGUUUUCUUGCAUUCUCGCUGGCAACAGAAACAACCACAACUUCUAAAUUAGGUUGGUAUUAUCAAUAUCCUGAGACAUAUUCCACUAGUCUUUCUUAUACUACAAAUUUUGUUAUAUUUGUAACUACUAUUACAAUAUUAUAUGUUCAUACACCAAUUUUUACAACAGGAACUACAACCACUUACUUUAAUCCUAUUGUCCCAACUAGGUCAUUAUCUUUAAUAGUUACAAAGACAACCGAUCAAUAUGGUAAUGAUGUUUAUGAAACAACUACGGUUAUAUACUAUCCAAUCUUAACAUCUCAAGCAACUGUUACUACAAGAAGGUUUAUGGUAUCAAGUUACACAUCUACUUUUUCAACUUUGUAUAAUACUAUUGUUGGAGACGAUGGUUCAACAACAACAGAUAUCACAUACUUCAUUGCCAUUCCAGAUGCACUUUACAAGGCUACAACUAUUGAAGGUUGGACUGGUAAUUCAAAAUGGACUCAUGCUACUUCCACUGUUGUUACUACAGGUAAUGAUGGGACUUUAACAACUGGUACUGUUUAUUACGUCUAUACUACAAGAAAUGCAGGUUUAACUACAUUUGUUCCAUGGACUGGAACCUAUACAACCUUCUAUUCUACCGGUUUGACCUCAUUUGGUGGGAUUAUUGGUGUUGGUCAAACCACCUCUACUUUGUACUGGGUUUAUACACCUGCUCGUCUUACCACCAUUCCCUGGACUACAUGGAGUUCAAUCGAUUACACAACAACGUGGUCCACAAAAUUUGAUACUUAUGUCGGGUUAGAUGGUGAAUCGACUACAGAUGUAAUUUAUUUAAUUGCAACCCCAGUACGUCGUUAUACCUCUACAAUAUCAACCACAAGACCCUUUAGUGCAGCCUAUACAUCAACUUAUUCAACCUUGUAUAAUACAAUUGUAGAUGAAAAUGGAAAUGUCACUACAGAAACCACUUAUUAUGUGGCUAUCCCCACAAACUUCUUGCAAUCGACAACUACUGAGGGAUGGACAGGGAAUUAUUUAUGGACCCAUACUACCUCAACAAUCGUGACCACAGGUGUCGACGGGAUUAAAACAACAGGCUCAGUCUAUUAUGUUUUUACCACCAGAAAUAAGGGUAUUCAAGUCACAGCUGCUUGGACUGGUACGUAUACCACCUAUUACAGAACAGCAGUUAGCUAUGAUGUUCUUUUUGGAGUCACUUUGGGUACCACAACCUAUUAUUAUAUAUAUAUUCCAAGCUAUGCUGUUUCUGAAACAAGAACAACAUACGGAACUUAUGCGUACACAACCACUUAUUCUACAGGAAUGAUUUCAUAUACUGAUAUUGAUGGAAAUGUAACCACCGAAUAUAUCUUUUCUGUUUAUACACCUAUCCGUCGAAAAACGGGAACUCAUCUCACUGAGGCAGACAUAGGUGGGACUGUUUGCUCGACUUAUGAAACAAUGUUCAGCACUACAACCGAUAAAGAUGGAAAUGAAACAACAAUAACCACAUAUUAUGUUGCUGUACCAACAGCUCUCUACAAGACUACUACAACUGCACCUUGGAAUGGGUUUUAUACCGUUACUUAUUCCGAAGGUUACACAACGGUUUUAGGUAAUGAUUUACGUUUCACCGUAAAGACCAUUUAUUAUGUCGAAACACCAUUUCCAUGGGGUUAUUAUAUUACCAAUCCUUGGACGGGUAGUUACACCACCUAUUCACAAGACGGAUAUAAAUUAGCUUUCGGCUUCUUCUUGAUAUUUUUCGGUCUAUGGCUUUAUCCAUUGUAUUAUCUUUCCACACCGAUCAGGGCAACGUCGUUUACUGCCUAUACUAGUGCAUGGGAUCUUAACUAUAGCUCUACAUCUUUGAAAACGAGUACUGUUAUUGGGUUUGAUGGUGAAGAAACAACUGAAACUAUUUACUAUCUAUUUACUCCUGCCCCAACUAUAACAAGUACUUUAUACUUCCAAGGUGAUUUUGGAUUUCUUCAAACAACAACCUUCUUAACCCGGACGACAGCAUUCGGUUAUGAUUAUGAUUAUACAUGGGAAAUUUUGUAUUAUGUGUCAUUACCACUCAACGCUGCCAAAUCAACAACGUUGAUACCUUGGACAGGAAUUUACGUUUCUACCAAGUCUAUUAUAACUUCUAUCACAACCGAUUCAGAAGGUAUCCGCUCUACAGUUACUAUUUACAUAGUUGAAACACCUUCGUUAGCUCCAACUACAAAAUAUUUAGCAUGGACUGGUUCAUAUUCAUCAAUUUUGACAACAAGUGUAUAUACGACAUUUGCCAACAUCGAUAAUCUGUUGGCCUCCUGGACUCUAACGGUUAUUGUUAUUGAAACUCCAAUACGCCGUUCCACAGUAUAUGAGAACACUUAUUGGACUGGCUCAGUCUCUACUACAUAUGAUUCUAAAAUUUAUACUACCACCAAUUUUAUGGGGGAUGCAACUACUGUCACAGUAUAUUUCGUCCGUACUCCUACAAAGGUCGCCUACUCAACAGUUCUCUACCCAUUAUCUGGUAGUUCUACUGCCACAACAUUCUCAACUGUAAUCACAACUUUGCAAGGUAAAGACGGUAUUGAAACCACUGAAACAAUUUACUUUGUGGCUGUUCCUACAAGUGCAGGUGCUACGACCAUCUUUUCGUCUUGGGAUAAGCCCUAUAUUACAAUAUUAUCGACUUCUAUUUCUAGAGGAUUAUUGGACACAAUGACGUAUUAUUACAUUGUAACCCCAAUCGAAACAGGUGAACUAUCGUAUGUUCCUUGGGGUGGUGAUUACACUUCUACAUUUUUGACUACCGUGACUACAAGUUAUGGUUAUUCGAGCACAUUCCUUGGUCUUUGGACGAAGACAAUAUAUCUAGUAGAAACUCCUAUAAGGGCCACGACUAUUACGAGAAUCACUCCCUGGGAUCAAAAGGGGACAUUCACUUACUCCACUGUGUUUACAACCAUAAAAGGCACAGAUGGUAAUGAAACCACUGAAAUUGUUUAUUUUGUAUAUACCCCUUAUCGUGCAACAACAAUCACUAGUACAUCAGGUUGGCAAUUACCAUAUGUUUCCACCUUCAGUAUUCUUUAUUCAACAUUUACAGGUUCAGAUGGUAUAGAAUCAACAGAGAUUAUCUAUAUUGUAGGUUCACCUCUUCCUGAAUUUACUUCAACCAGUUAUACCGCUUGGUCAAACGAAGAUUCCCUAACCUUUUCUACACUAGUGACCACUUAUACAAAUAGCUAUGAUGUUGUUAUAACGGAAACAGUAUAUUUAGUGAAUACACCCUACCGUUUUUAUACUACCACAAGCUAUAUCAUUAAUACAGAGCUAACUACUGGUAGUACUGUUUCUACUCUUGUAACAACCGUAACAGACAAUAGCGGAAACGAAACUACGGAAACGACCUAUAUUGUUGAACAACCCGUAUAUGAAACAAUUUCUACCUCCUAUGCUCCAUGGAUGAAUGAACAUUCAUUUACCUAUUCUACCCGGGAAGAAAAGAUUACAGACAAACUUGGAAAUUUGGUGACUGAAACGAUAUAUUUUGUAUUUACACCUAUUCGUGCUUCCACCUCCACCAAUAUUACAUACUGGGAUGGCAUGACCACCACUUACUCAACAGAAACAACAAUUUUCACUGACGGAGAUGGAAAUGAAACGACUGAAACAAUUUAUUAUGUCAGAACACCUAGAAGAAUGUCUUCAUCUACUAAAUUUUCUUUUUGGUCAGUGAAGAAGAUCUCUACAUUCUCAACUCAGAUAACUAUUUUUACCAACGAAGAUGGUUAUGAAUUUACAGAGACAAUUUUCUAUGUAUACAAACCGCAAUUACUUUCAACAAUUACCAGUUAUAUCGGGGGUUCUGGACAUGUACAUUCAACGAUCUUAACACAUAUUGCGACUAUUACUGGCACAGAUGGAUUUGAAACAAUUGAGACAAUUUAUAUUGUAGAAACUCCAUUUGGUGAAAUUUCUUCAAUGUAUAAUUCUACUUCUGAAUUAAGCUCAAUCGAGACCAGCUCUGCUGAACAAUCUGAAUUCUACAACUCUACUUCUCAAUUCAGCUCAAUCGAGACCAGCUCUGCUGAACAAUCUGAAUUCCACAACUCUACUUCUCAAUUAAGCUCAAUCGAGACCAGCUCUGCUGAACAAUCUGAAUUCCACAACUCUACUUCUCAAUUCAGCUCAAUCGAGACCAGCUCUGCUGAACAAUCUGAAUUCCACAACUCUACUUCUCAAUUCAGCUCAGUUGAGACCAGCUCUGCUGAACAAUCUGAAUUCUACAACUCUACUUCUCAAUUCAGCUCAGUUGAGACCAGCUCUGCUGAACAAUCUGAAUUCCACAACUCUACUUCUGAAUUAAGCUCAAUCGAGACCAGCUCUGCUGAACAAUCUGAAUUCCACAACUCUACUUCUCAAUUCAGCUCAGUUGAGACCAGCUCUGCUGAACAAUCUGAAUUCCACAACUCUACUUCUGAAUUAAGCUCAAUCGAGACCAGCUCUGCUGAACAAUCUGAAUUCCACAACUCUACUUCUCAAUUCAGCUCAAUCGAGACCAGCUCUGCUGAACAAUCUGAAUUCCACAACUCUACUUCUGAAUUAAGCUCAAUCGAGACCAGCUCUGCUGAACAAUCUGAAUUCCACAACUCUACUUCUCAAUUAAGCUCAAUCGAGACCAGCUCUGCUGAACAAUCUGAAUUCCACAACUCUACUUCUCAAUUCAGCUCAGUUGAGACCAGCUCUGCUGAACAAUCUGAAUUCUACAACUCUACUUCUCAAUUCAGCUCAGUUGAGACCAGCUCUGCUGAACAAUCUGAAUUCCACAACUCUACUUCUGAAUUAAGCUCAAUCGAGACCAGCUCUGCUGAACAAUCUGAAUUCCACAACUCUACUUCUCAAUUCAGCUCAAUCGAGACCAGCUCUGCUGAACAAUCUGAAUUCCACAACUCUACUUCUCAAUUAAGCUCAAUCGAGACCAGCUCUGCUGAACAAUCUGAAUUCUACAACUCUACUUCUCAAUUCAGCUCAGUUGAGACCAGCUCUGCUGAACAAUCUGAAUUCCACAACUCUACUUCUGAAUUAAGCUCAAUCGAGACCAGCUCUGCUGAACAAUCUGAAUUCCACAACUCUACUUCUCAAUUAAGCUCAAUCGAGACCAGCUCUGCUGAACAAUCUGAAUUCCACAACUCUACUUCUCAAUUCAGCUCAGUUGAGACCAGCUCUGCUGAACAAUCUGAAUUCUACAACUCUACUUCUCAAUUCAGCUCAGUUGAGACCAGCUCUGCUGAACAAUCUGAAUUCCACAACUCUACUUCUGAAUUAAGCUCAAUCGAGACCAGCUCUGCUGAACAAUCUGAAUUCCACAACUCUACUUCUCAAUUAAGCUCAAUCGAGACCAGCUCUGCUGAACAAUCUGAAUUCCACAACUCUACUUCUCAAUUCAGCUCAGUUGAGACCAGCUCUGCUGAACAAUCUGAAUUCUACAACUCUACUUCUCAAUUCAGCUCAAUCGAGACCAGCUCUGCUGAACAAUCUGAAUUCCACAACUCUACUUCUGAAUUAAGCUCAAUCGAGACCAGCUCUGCUGAACAAUCUGAAUUCCACAACUCUACUUCUCAAUUCAGCUCAAUCGAGACCAGCUCUGCUGAACAAUCUGAAUUCUACAACUCUACUUCUCAAUUCAGCUCAGUUGAGACCAGCUCUGCUGAACAAUCUGAAUUCCACAACUCUACUUCUGAAUUAAGCUCAAUCGAGACCAGCUCUGCUGAACAAUCUGAAUUCCACAACUCUACUUCUGAAUUAAGCUCAAUCGAGACCAGCUCUGCUGAACAAUCUGAAUUCCACAACUCUACUUCUCAAUUCAGCUCAAUCGAGACCAGCUCUGCUGAACAAUCUGAAUUCCACAACUCUACUUCUCAAUUAAGCUCAAUCGAGACCAGCUCUGCUGAACAAUCUGAAUUCCACAACUCUACUUCUGAAUUAAGCUCAAUCGAGACCAGCUCUGCUGAACAAUCUGAAUUCCACAACUCUACUUCUCAAUUCAGCUCAAUCGAGACCAGCUCUGCUGAACAAUCUGAAUUCCACAACUCUACUUCUCAAUUCAGCUCAAUCGAGACCAGCUCUGCUGAACAAUCUGAAUUCCACAACUCUACUUCUCAAUUCAGCUCAGUUGAGACCAGCUCUGCUGAACAAUCUGAAUUCUACAACUCUACUUCUCAAUUCAGCUCAGUUGAGACCAGCUCUGCUGAACAAUCUGAAUUCCACAACUCUACUUCUGAAUUAAGCUCAAUCGAGACCAGCUCUGCUGAACAAUCUGAAUUCCACAACUCUACUUCUGAAUUAAGCUCAAUCGAGACCAGCUCUGCUGAACAAUCUGAAUUCCACAACUCUACUUCUCAAUUAAGCUCAAUCGAGACCAGCUCUGCUGAACAAUCUGAAUUCCACAACUCUACUUCUCAAUUCAGCUCAGUUGAGACCAGCUCUGCUGAACAAUCUGAAUUCUACAACUCUACUUCUCAAUUCAGCUCAGUUGAGACCAGCUCUGCUGAACAAUCUGAAUUCCACAACUCUACUUCUGAAUUAAGCUCAAUCGAGACCAGCUCUGCUGAACAAUCUGAAUUCCACAACUCUACUUCUCAAUUCAGCUCAAUCGAGACCAGCUCUGCUGAACAAUCUGAAUUCCACAACUCUACUUCUCAAUUAAGCUCAAUCGAGACCAGCUCUGCUGAACAAUCUGAAUUCCACAACUCUACUUCUCAAUUCAGCUCAAUCGAGACCAGCUCUGCUGAACAAUCUGAAUUCCACAACUCUACUUCUGAAUUAAGCUCAAUCGAGACCAGCUCUGCUGAACAAUCUGAAUUCCACAACUCUACUUCUCAAUUCAGCUCAAUCGAGACCAGCUCUGCUGAACAAUCUGAAUUCCACAACUCUACUUCUCAAUUAAGCUCAAUCGAGACCAGCUCUGCUGAACAAUCUGAAUUCCACAACUCUACUUCUGAAUUAAGCUCAAUCGAGACCAGCUCUGCUGAACAAUCUGAAUUCCACAACUCUACUUCUCAAUUCAGCUCAAUCGAGACCAGCUCUGCUGAACAAUCUGAAUUCCACAACUCUACUUCUGAAUUAAGCUCAAUCGAGACCAGCUCUGCUGAACAAUCUGAAUUCCACAACUCUACUUCUCAAUUCAGCUCAAUCGAGACCAGCUCUGCUGAACAAUCUGAAUUCCACAACUCUACUUCUGAAUUAAGCUCAAUCGAGACCAGCUCUGCUGAACAAUCUGAAUUCCACAACUCUACUUCUGAAUUAAGCUCAAUCGAGACCAGCUCUGCUGAACAUGAUACAAUAACGUAUACAAUUGAACACACCUCCAGAUCUUCCGAGGAAUCAUUGGAAGUUUCCACUUUCACCACUACAGACUCUGAAGGUAACGUUUCCACCGGUACCACCACUUACCCAGUUGAACACACCUCCAGAUCUUCUGAGGAAUCAUUGGAAGUUUCCACUUUCACCACUACAGACUCUGAAGGUAACGUUUCCACCGGCACCACCACUUACCCAGUUGAACACACCUCCAGAUCUUCUGAGGAAUCAUUGGAAGUUUCCACUUUCACCACUACAGACUCUGAAGGUAACGUUUCCACCGGCACCACCACUUACCCAGUUGAACACACCUCCAGAUCUUCUGAGGAAUCGUUAGAAGUUUCCACUUUCACCACUACAGACUCUGAAGGUAACGUUUCCACCGGCACCACCACUUACCCAGUUGAACACACCUCCAGAUCUUCUGAGGAAUCAUUGGAAGUUUCCACUUUCACCACUACAGACUCUGAAGGUAACGUUUCCACCGGUACCACCACUUACCCAGUUGAACACACCUCCAGAUCUUCUGAGGAAUCGUUAGAAGUUUCCACUUUCACCACUACAGACUCUGAAGGUAACGUUUCCACCGGUACCACUACUUACCCAGUUGAACACACCUCCAGAUCUUCUGAGGAAUCAUUGGAAGUUUCCACUUUCACCACUACAGACUCUGAAGGUAACGUUUCCACCGGCACCACCACUUACCCAGUUGAACACACCUCCAGAUCUUCUGAGGAAUCGUUAGAAGUUUCCACUUUCACCACUACAGACUCUGAAGGUAACGUUUCCACCGGCACCACCACUUACCCAGUUGAACACACCUCCAGAUCUUCUGAGGAAUCGUUAGAAGUUUCCACUUUCACCACUACAGAUUCUGAAGGUAACGUUUCCACCGGCACCACCACUUACCCAGUUGAACACACCUCCAGAUCUUCUGAGGAAUCAUUGGAAGUUUCCACUUUCACCACUACAGACUCUGAAGGUAAUGUGUCCACUGGCACCACUACUUACCCAGUUGAGCACACCUCCAGAUCAUCUGAGGAAUCAUUGGAAGUAUCCACUUUCACUACCACAGAUUCUGAGGGUAAUGUGUCCACUGGCACCACUACUUACCCAGUUGAGCACACCUCCAGAUCUUCUGAGGAAUCGUUAGAAGUUUCCACUUUCACCACUACAGACUCUGAAGGUAACGUUUCCACCGGCACCACCACUUACCCAGUUGAACACACCUCCAGAUCUUCUGAGGAAUCAUUGGAAGUUUCCACUUUCACCACUACAGACUCUGAAGGUAACGUUUCCACCGGUACCACUACUUACCCAGUUGAACACACCUCCAGAUCUUCUGAGGAAUCAUUGGAAGUUUCCACUUUCACCACUACAGACUCUGAAGGUAACGUUUCCACCGGCACCACCACUUACCCAGUUGAACACACCUCCAGAUCUUCUGAGGAAUCGUUAGAAGUUUCCACUUUCACCACUACAGACUCUGAAGGUAACGUUUCCACCGGCACCACCACUUACCCAGUUGAACACACCUCCAGAUCUUCUGAGGAAUCAUUGGAAGUUUCCACUUUCACCACUACAGACUCUGAAGGUAACGUCUCCACCGGCACCACCACUUACCCAGUUGAACACACCUCCAGAUCUUCUGAGGAAUCAUUGGAAGUUUCCACUUUCACCACUACAGACUCUGAAGGUAACGUCUCCACCGGCACCACCACUUACCCAGUUGAACACACCUCCAGAUCUUCUGAGGAAUCGUUAGAAGUUUCCACUUUCACCACUACAGAUUCUGAAGGUAACGUUUCCACCGGUACCACUACUUACCCAGUUGAACACACCUCCAGAUCUUCUGAGGAAUCAUUGGAAGUUUCCACUUUCACCACUACAGACUCUGAAGGUAACGUUUCCACCGGUACCACCACUUACCCAGUUGAACACACCUCCAGAUCUUCUGAGGAAUCAUUGGAAGUUUCCACUUUCACCACUACAGACUCUGAAGGUAACGUUUCCACCGGCACCACCACUUACCCAGUUGAACACACCUCCAGAUCUUCUGAGGAAUCAUUGGAAGUUUCCACUUUCACCACUACAGACUCUGAAGGUAACGUUUCCACCGGUACCACCACUUACCCAGUUGAACACACCUCCAGAUCUUCUGAGGAAUCGUUAGAAGUUUCCACUUUCACCACUACAGACUCUGAAGGUAACGUUUCCACCGGUACCACUACUUACCCAGUUGAACACACCUCCAGAUCUUCUGAGGAAUCAUUGGAAGUUUCCACUUUCACCACUACAGACUCUGAAGGUAACGUUUCCACCGGCACCACCACUUACCCAGUUGAACACACCUCCAGAUCUUCUGAGGAAUCGUUAGAAGUUUCCACUUUCACCACUACAGAUUCUGAAGGUAACGUUUCCACCGGCACCACCACUUACCCAGUUGAACACACCUCCAGAUCUUCUGAGGAAUCAUUGGAAGUUUCCACUUUCACCACUACAGACUCUGAAGGUAAUGUGUCCACUGGCACCACUACUUACCCAGUUGAGCACACCUCCAGAUCUUCUGAGGAAUCGUUAGAAGUUUCCACUUUCACCACUACAGAUUCUGAAGGUAACGUUUCCACCGGCACCACUACUUACCCAGUUGAAGACACCUCCAGAUCUUCUGAGGAAUCAUUGGAAGUAUCCACUUUCACUACCACAGAUUCUGAGGGUAAUGUGUCCACUGGCACCACUACUUACCCAGUUGAACACACCUCCAGAUCUUCUGAGGAAUCGUUAGAAGUUUCCACUUUCACCACUACAGACUCUGAAGGUAACGUUUCCACCGGUACCACUACUUACCCAGUUGAACACACCUCCAGAUCUUCUGAGGAAUCAUUGGAAGUUUCCACUUUCACCACUACAGACUCUGAAGGUAACGUUUCCACCGGCACCACCACUUACCCAGUUGAACACACCUCCAGAUCUUCUGAGGAAUCGUUAGAAGUUUCCACUUUCACCACUACAGACUCUGAAGGUAACGUUUCCACCGGCACCACCACUUACCCAGUUGAACACACCUCCAGAUCUUCUGAGGAAUCGUUAGAAGUUUCCACUUUCACCACUACAGACUCUGAAGGUAACGUUUCCACCGGCACCACCACUUACCCAGUUGAACACACCUCCAGAUCUUCUGAGGAAUCAUUGGAAGUUUCCACUUUCACCACUACAGACUCUGAAGGUAACGUUUCCACCGGCACCACCACUUACCCAGUUGAACACACCUCCAGAUCUUCUGAGGAAUCAUUGGAAGUUUCCACUUUCACCACUACAGACUCUGAAGGUAACGUUUCCACCGGUACCACCACUUACCCAGUUGAACACACCUCCAGAUCUUCUGAGGAAUCGUUAGAAGUUUCCACUUUCACCACUACAGACUCUGAAGGUAACGUUUCCACCGGUACCACUACUUACCCAGUUGAACACACCUCCAGAUCUUCUGAGGAAUCGUUAGAAGUUUCCACUUUCACCACUACAGACUCUGAAGGUAACGUUUCCACCGGUACCACCACUUACCCAGUUGAACACACCUCCAGAUCUUCUGAGGAAUCGUUAGAAGUUUCCACUUUCACCACUACAGAUUCUGAAGGUAACGUUUCCACCGGCACCACUACUUACCCAGUUGAACACACCUCCAGAUCUUCUGAGGAAUCAUUGGAAGUUUCCACUUUCACCACUACAGAUUCUGAAGGUAACGUUUCCACCGGCACCACUACUUACCCAGUUGAACACACCUCCAGAUCUUCUGAGGAAUCAUUGGAAGUUUCCACUUUCACCACUACAGACUCUGAAGGUAACGUUUCCACCGGUACCACCACUUACCCAGUUGAACACACCUCCAGAUCUUCUGAGGAAUCGUUAGAAGUUUCCACUUUCACCACUACAGAUUCUGAAGGUAACGUUUCCACCGGCACCACCACUUACCCAGUUGAACACACCUCCAGAUCUUCUGAGGAAUCAUUGGAAGUUUCCACUUUCACCACUACAGACUCUGAAGGUAAUGUGUCCACUGGCACCACUACUUACCCAGUUGAGCACACCUCCAGAUCAUCUGAGGAAUCAUUGGAAGUAUCCACUUUCACUACCACAGAUUCUGAGGGUAAUGUGUCCACUGGCACCACUACUUACCCAGUUGAGCACACCUCCAGAUCUUCUGAGGAAUCGUUAGAAGUUUCCACUUUCACCACUACAGACUCUGAAGGUAACGUUUCCACCGGCACCACCACUUACCCAGUUGAACACACCUCCAGAUCUUCUGAGGAAUCAUUGGAAGUUUCCACUUUCACCACUACAGACUCUGAAGGUAACGUUUCCACCGGUACCACUACUUACCCAGUUGAACACACCUCCAGAUCUUCUGAGGAAUCAUUGGAAGUUUCCACUUUCACCACUACAGACUCUGAAGGUAACGUUUCCACCGGCACCACUACUUACCCAGUUGAACACACCUCCAGAUCUUCUGAGGAAUCGUUAGAAGUUUCCACUUUCACCACUACAGACUCUGAAGGUAACGUUUCCACCGGUACCACUACUUACCCAGUUGAACACACCUCCAGAUCUUCUGAGGAAUCAUUGGAAGUUUCCACUUUCACCACUACAGACUCUGAAGGUAACGUUUCCACCGGCACCACCACUUACCCAGUUGAACACACCUCCAGAUCUUCUGAGGAAUCGUUAGAAGUUUCCACUUUCACCACUACAGACUCUGAAGGUAACGUUUCCACCGGCACCACCACUUACCCAGUUGAACACACCUCCAGAUCUUCUGAGGAAUCAUUGGAAGUUUCCACUUUCACCACUACAGACUCUGAAGGUAACGUUUCCACCGGUACCACCACUUACCCAGUUGAACACACCUCCAGAUCUUCUGAGGAAUCGUUAGAAGUUUCCACUUUCACCACUACAGAUUCUGAAGGUAACGUUUCCACCGGCACCACCACUUACCCAGUUGAACACACCUCCAGAUCUUCUGAGGAAUCAUUGGAAGUUUCCACUUUCACCACUACAGACUCUGAAGGUAAUGUGUCCACUGGCACCACUACUUACCCAGUUGAGCACACCUCCAGAUCAUCUGAGGAAUCAUUGGAAGUAUCCACUUUCACUACCACAGAUUCUGAGGGUAAUGUGUCCACUGGCACCACUACUUACCCAGUUGAGCACACCUCCAGAUCAUCUGAGGAAUCAUUGGAAGUAUCCACUUUCAGUACCACAGAUUCUGAGGGUAAUGUGUCCACUGGCACCACUACUUACCCAGUUGAGCACACCUCCAGAUCUUCUGAGGAAUCAUUGGAAGUUUCCACUUUCACCACUACAGACUCUGAAGGUAACGUUUCCACCGGCACCACUACUUACCCAGUUGAACACACCUCCAGAUCUUCUGAGGAAUCAUUGGAAGUUUCCACUUUCACCACUACAGACUCUGAAGGUAACGUUUCCACCGGUACCACCACUUACCCAGUUGAACACACCUCCAGAUCUUCUGAGGAAUCAUUAGAGAUGUCUAAUUUGAGUAUUAUAGUUUCACAAACUAAGGGUUUUAGUGAGUCUUUAUUUUUGUCGGUUUCACAUGGAUUGGUAUUUAGUUCUGGUCCUUAUGAUUCCUCAUUUAGGGAAGUAAUAGUUUCUAAUAGUAAAGCUAUUUCCGGAUCAUUUGGAAUAAGUGAAUCUUCUACUGAAAUUGUUUCGUCUAAUUUAGAUAAGUCUAUCAUAUCAUAUGCGUCAGUUGGCUAUUAUAAUUCCUCACAACCAGAAUCAAGUACUUUAACUGCUACUAGUUACUCUAAAAUGCCAAGCAGUUGUACUUCAUAUACAACUAAGUUAAGCAUCUAUAACAGUAUUAAUGCUGACAUCAAGGUAACAACUAGAACGAUAACAAGUGGAACUAUUUCACUAACCAGUAGUACCAUAUCACUCACGGGUAAAUAUACAUCAGUAACUAGUACUUUGAUGUUAGGCACCAGCUCAUUCUCAAUAAAUUACGCUGUCACCUCUUCUGGUGUUCCAGCUCCAGUCACUACAGUUGUAUCCUCUGGUAGCCACACCGAAACCGACGUCAUCUCUUUCUACACCACUACCGACUCUGAAGGUGAAGUCGUUACCACUUCUACCACCUACCCAGUCACCUCUUCUGGUGUUCCAGCUCCAGUCACUACUGUUGUAUCCUCUGGUAGCCACACCGAAACCGACGUCAUCUCUUUCUACACCACUACCGACUCUGAAGGUGAAGUCGUUACCACUUCUACCACCUACCCAGUCACCUCAUCAGGUGUUCCAGCUCCAGUCACUACUGUUGUAUCCUCUGGUAGCCACACCGAAACCGAUGUCAUCUCUUUCUACACCACUACCGACUCUGAAGGUGAAGUCGUUACCACUUCUACCACCUACCCAGUCACCUCUUCUGGUGUUCCAGCUCCAGUCACUACAGUUGUAUCCUCUGGUAGCCACACCGAAACUGAUGUCAUCUCUUUCUACACCACUACCGACUCUGAAGGUGAAGUCGUUACCACUUCUACCACCUACCCAGUCACCUCAUCAGGUGUUCCAGCUCCAGUCACUACUGUUGUAUCCUCUGGUAGCCACACCGAAACCGAUGUCAUCUCUUUCUACACCACUACCGACUCUGAAGGUGAAGUCGUUACCACUUCUACCACCUACCCAGUCACCUCAUCAGGUGUUCCAGCUCCAGUCACUACUGUUGUAUCCUCUGGUAGCCACACCGAAACCGAUGUCAUCUCUUUCUACACCACUACCGACUCUGAAGGUGAAGUCGUUACCACUUCUACCACCUACCCAGUCACCUCUUCUGGUGUUCCAGCUCCAGUCACUACAGUUGUAUCCUCUGGUAGCCACACCGAAACUGAUGUAAUCUCUUUCUACACCACUACCGACUCUGAAGGUGAAGUCGUUACCACUUCUACCACCUACCCAGUCACCUCAUCAGGUGUUCCAGCUCCAGUCACUACUGUUGUAUCCUCUGGUAGCCACACCGAAACCGACGUCAUCUCUUUCUACACCACUACCGACUCUGAAGGUGAAGUCGUUACCACUUCUACCACCUACCCAGUCACCUCAUCAGGUGUUCCAGCUCCAGUCACUACUGUUGUAUCCUCUGGUAGCCACACCGAAACCGAUGUCAUCUCUUUCUACACCACUACCGACUCUGAAGGUGAAGUCGUUACCACUUCUACCACCUACCCAGUCACCUCAUCAGGUGUUCCAGCUCCAGUCACUACUGUUGUAUCCUCUGGUAGCCACACCGAAACCGAUGUCAUCUCUUUCUACACCACUACCGACUCUGAAGGUGAAGUCGUUACCACUUCUACCACCUACCCAGUCACCUCUUCUGGUGUUCCAGCUCCAGUCACUACUGUUGUAUCCUCUGGUAGCCACACCGAAACUGAUGUCAUCUCUUUCUACACCACUACCGACUCUGAAGGUGAAGUCGUUACCACUUCUACCACCUACCCAGUCACCUCUUCUGGUGUUCCAGCUCCAGUCACUACUGUUGUAUCCUCUGGUAGCCACACCGAAACCGAUGUCAUCUCUUUCUACACCACUACCGACUCUGAAGGUGAAGUCGUUACCACUUCUACCACCUACCCAGUCACCUCAUCAGGUGUUCCAGCUCCAGUCACUACUGUUGUAUCCUCUGGUAGCCACACCGAAACCGACGUCAUCUCUUUCUACACCACUACCGACUCUGAAGGUGAAGUCGUUACCACUUCUACCACCUACCCAGUCACCUCAUCAGGUGUUCCAGCUCCAGUCACUACUGUUGUAUCCUCUGGUAGCCACACCGAAACCGAUGUCAUCUCUUUCUACACCACUACCGACUCUGAAGGUGAAGUCGUUACCACUUCUACCACCUACCCAGUCACCUCUUCUGGUGUUCCAGCUCCAGUCACUACUGUUGUAUCCUCUGGUAGCCACACCGAAACCGACGUCAUCUCUUUCUACACCACUACCGACUCUGAAGGUGAAGUCGUUACCACUUCUACCACCUACCCAGUCACCUCAUCAGGUGUUCCAGCUCCAGUCACUACUGUUGUAUCCUCUGGUAGCCACACCGAAACCGAUGUCAUCUCUUUCUACACCACUACCGACUCUGAAGGUGAAGUCGUUACCACUUCUACCACCUACCCAGUCACCUCAUCAGGUGUUCCAGCUCCAGUCACUACUGUUGUAUCCUCUGGUAGCCACACCGAAACCGAUGUCAUCUCUUUCUACACCACUACCGACUCUGAAGGUGAAGUCGUUACCACUUCUACCACCUACCCAGUCACCUCUUCUGGUGUUCCAGCUCCAGUCACUACAGUUGUAUCCUCUGGUAGCCACACCGAAACUGAUGUAAUCUCUUUCUACACCACUACCGACUCUGAAGGUGAAGUCGUUACCACUUCUACCACCUACCCAGUCACCUCAUCAGGUGUUCCAGCUCCAGUCACUACUGUUGUAUCCUCUGGUAGCCACACCGAAACCGACGUCAUCUCUUUCUACACCACUACCGACUCUGAAGGUGAAGUCGUUACCACUUCUACCACCUACCCAGUCACCUCAUCAGGUGUUCCAGCUCCAGUCACUACUGUUGUAUCCUCUGGUAGCCACACCGAAACCGACGUCAUCUCUUUCUACACCACUACCGACUCUGAAGGUGAAGUCGUUACCACUUCUACCACCUACCCAGUCACCUCAUCAGGUGUUCCAGCUCCAGUCACUACUGUUGUAUCCUCUGGUAGCCACACCGAAACCGAUGUCAUCUCUUUCUACACCACUACCGACUCUGAAGGUGAAGUCGUUACCACUUCUACCACCUACCCAGUCACCUCUUCUGGUGUUCCAGCUCCAGUCACUACUGUUGUAUCCUCUGGUAGCCACACCGAAACUGAUGUCAUCUCUUUCUACACCACUACCGACUCUGAAGGUGAAGUCGUUACCACUUCUACCACCUACCCAGUCACCUCUUCUGGUGUUCCAGCUCCAGUCACUACUGUUGUAUCCUCUGGUAGCCACACCGAAACCGAUGUCAUCUCUUUCUACACCACUACCGACUCUGAAGGUGAAGUCGUUACCACUUCUACCACCUACCCAGUCACCUCAUCAGGUGUUCCAGCUCCAGUCACUACUGUUGUAUCCUCUGGUAGCCACACCGAAACCGACGUCAUCUCUUUCUACACCACUACCGACUCUGAAGGUGAAGUCGUUACCACUUCUACCACCUACCCAGUCACCUCAUCAGGUGUUCCAGCUCCAGUCACUACUGUUGUAUCCUCUGGUAGCCACACCGAAACCGAUGUCAUCUCUUUCUACACCACUACCGACUCUGAAGGUGAAGUCGUUACCACUUCUACCACCUACCCAGUCACCUCUUCUGGUGUUCCAGCUCCAGUCACUACAGUUGUAUCCUCUGGUAGCCACACCGAAACUGAUGUAAUCUCUUUCUACACCACUACCGACUCUGAAGGUGAAGUCGUUACCACUUCUACCACCUACCCAGUCACCUCUUCUGGUGUUCCAGCUCCAGUCACUACUGUUGUAUCCUCUGGUAGCCACACCGAAACCGACGUCAUCUCUUUCUACACCACUACCGACUCUGAAGGUGAAGUCGUUACCACUUCUACCACCUACCCAGUCACCUCUUCUGGUGUUCCAGCUCCAGUCACUACAGUUGUAUCCUCUGGUAGCCACACCGAAACCGAUGUCAUCUCUUUCUACACCACUACCGACUCUGAAGGUGAAGUCGUUACCACUUCUACCACCUACCCAGUCACCUCUUCUGGUGUUCCAGCUCCAGUCACUACUGUUGUAUCCUCUGGUAGCCACACCGAAACCGAUGUCAUCUCUUUCUACACCACUACCGACUCUGAAGGUGAAGUCGUUACCACUUCUACCACCUACCCAGUCACCUCUUCUGGUGUUCCAGCUCCAGUCACUACUGUUGUAUCCUCUGGUAGCCACACCGAAACCGAUGUCAUCUCUUUCUACACCACUACCGACUCUGAAGGUGAAGUCGUUACCACUUCUACCACCUACCCAGUCACCUCAUCAGGUGUUCCAGCUCCAGUCACUACAGUUGUAUCCUCUGGUAGCCACACCGAAACCGAUGUCAUCUCUUUCUACACCACUACCGACUCUGAAGGUGAAGUCGUUACCACUUCUACCACCUACCCAGUCACCUCUUCUGGUGUUCCAGCUCCAGUCACUACAGUUGUAUCCUCUGGUAGCCACACCGAAACCGAUGUCAUCUCUUUCUACACCACUACCGACUCUGAAGGUGAAGUCGUUACCACUUCUACCACCUACCCAGUCACCUCAUCAGGUGUUCCAGCUCCAGUCACUACUGUUGUAUCCUCUAGUAGCUACACCGAAACCGACGUCAUCUCUUUCUACACCACUACCGACUCUGAAGGUGAAGUCGUUACCACUUCUACCACCUACCCAGUCACCUCUUCUGGUGUUCCAGCUCCAGUCACUACUGUUGUAUCCUCUGGUAGCCACACCGAAACCGACGUCAUCUCUUUCUACACCACUACCGACUCUGAAGGUGAAGUCGUUACCACUUCUACCACCUACCCAGUCACCUCUUCUGGUGUUCCAGCUCCAGUCACUACUGUUGUAUCCUCCGGUAGCCACACCGAAACCGAUGUCAUCUCUUUCUACACCACUACCGACUCUGAAGGUAAUGUUACCAAUGGUACCACCACCUACAUAGUCUCUCACACUAGUGAAGAAGAAGUCACCACUUUUACCUACACUUCCACCGAUUCUGAAGGUAAUGUUACCACUGGUACGACUACUUUGGAGGCGUCGGAAGUUUCCAGGUCGAGUGUCGUAGUUACGGAUAGUGUUUCUACAGUAACUGUAACUAUGUCUGAUGGUAAUGUGGUAACUUUGACGACUACUGUUCCAUGUUCUACUUCUGUAGGUUCAACUAGGCCAACAGAUAACACUGUUACUUACAUUACCACCACUGACUCUGCUGGUCACACAACUGUUAUAACCUCAUCUGCUGCUAGUGAAAAUGCUAAACCAACAGAUAACACUGUUACCCAUAUCACCACCACUGACUCUGCUGGUCACACAACUGUUAUAACCUCAUCUGCUGCUAGUGAAAAUGCUAAACCAACAGAUAACACUGUUACCCAUAUCACCACCACUGACUCUGCUGGUCACACAACUGUUAUAACCUCAUCUGCUGCUAGUGAAAAUGCUAAACCAACAGAUAACACUGUUACCCAUAUCACCACCACUGACUCUGCUGGUCACACAACUGUUAUAACCUCAUCUGCUGCUAGUGAAACUGCUAAACCAACAGAUAACACUGUUACUCACAUUACCACUACCGACUCUGCAGGUCAUACGACUGUUAUAACCUCAUCUGUUCCAACUUCUAAUACACAAAGUGUAACUACAUUGGUUCCACCAGGUAGCUCUAUGUCAACUGUAUCUUCAGAUUUGAAUACUUCUGUCACUGAUGAUGUCACAUCAUCUGGAUCUAACCCAUCUGCUACUGUAGGUAUCUCAUCUUCUUAUGAAGGUGCUGGUGUAUCAAAUAAGAUAAGCAAUUCAUUAUCCGGUUUGAUUGGUAUGAUUGUUUUGGCAAUUUUGGUUUAG
Molecule: messenger RNA, 19056 nt
Organism: Vanderwaltozyma polyspora DSM 70294
Lineage: Eukaryota; Fungi; Ascomycota; Saccharomycetes; Saccharomycetales; Saccharomycetaceae
Gene: FLO11
Product: Flo11p
Exons: 1
Coding region: 1-19056 (6351 amino acids)
Biological process (GO): flocculation
Source: RefSeq, a predicted model, not a curated record